AUGAAGUCCGAAAGAAUUGCACAAAUGGCAGAGGCCUACAUGAAACCCAAAUCGGACACUGCUAACGCCGAUCCGGUAGACCAACAGGUCCAUCAGCGACAAAAUAUGCUCGCAAAAAUGACUGAUAAAAUGCGCGAACAGGAAUUCAACAAUACCAAACGACUGGCGGAAAAAUCGAAACACAAAAUAAAAAGCUUACUUACUCAAUUGGGUUCAAACGAUUCCAUGCUAAGCUCAUUCUCGAGAAAGAUUGAAUCCGGUGCAAAAAUAGAACUGAUGAUGAAACGACGUUUGACUGCCACCUGUAUGGUUUUUCAUAACAUACGCGGGAAAAUGUGUUUUGAGUCAUCAGUGAAGGCAUGUCACCGCUUGCAAAACGUGCUCAGUUGGACUUUUGGCCUACCAAUCCUGAUCAAGCACCGGUGUAUUGGGCUGAUUGCUCAAGGUGCUGCGUGUCCCAACAGUGAGGCAAUUGAUGCCGCCGUGAAGGACUGCGGUGGUAGUGUAUCCAAAUUUGGAAUUGGUGCCGGUUUCGGUGCGAUGUUCUUUCAAGCCACUGAAAGUAUCACGGAACUCGGUGCAGCAUUUGCAAUGGAAUUACAAAUGCCAAAGCUCAAGCCACCCAAAAUGGUCAGUUGGGUGAAAGAGAAGAAGUCCACGAUGAAGGCAGUGAUGAGACACACACGAGAGACACUAACUAUGCUUUUGCGCAUCAGUAUGAUCGCGUCUGUUCUGCUCAAACUCUUGGCAUUAUUGGUGUUUCGUCAAGCCAGUAAGUAUAUUACAAACUACCUGAUCGAUAGUGAAUUUGACAACCUAUACGUGGAUACUGCAUUCGAAGCAAUCGACGCGAAGCGUCGAUCUGAGGGGAGAGAAACUAUAUUACCGCUUAAAGAUUUCGAGAAGAAGAAAGUAUUUUGGAGGCGAAAGGGUUAUACAAAAGCUGAGUUCACAAAAGCAUUCAUGACAAUAAUUAAAGUGCUCGGAAUCGGAAUUGCUUUGUCCGCAUUCUUUUUAAUUGAUGCAUUUAUGGCUGAUACAAUUGGUAUGUUGGACGCUGCCACUGCCGGAGAGAUCAAAGUUGGGAAAGGUUCCAGCACGAGUCACCAGGCAGCACCUACCGAUCCUGGAGUAAAUGUGCAAGGUGAUGGUAUUUUCUAUCAUAUGAUAAAGAAAACAACUGACGUGUUGGGGAAAAUCAGCAAGAUUCACUUAAACAUACGACUGAGUUUGUGCAGUCCAAAUGUACAAUACACUGACCCGUAUUAUUUUACACGUUUCAUCCUUAUUUGGGUUUUCAUGCUACUGGUGGCUCUCAGCUCCGGUUAUCUUCUGCGGGUGCGUCAUGUGAUAUUGAACUUUUUCUAUCCUCGUCGACGCCGGCGAAGAGCGAUCACUCUCUAUAAUCGUUUGCUGGUCGAUCGUCGUCGACACAUGACAGUCUGUCGCAACCUGAUUGUGCAUCAGGCGCGACAAGGUCAUCUGCAAGCAGAAGCACAGGAAAUAUCGGGCGAGAAGAUGUUGCAUAAUAUCAGUCCGUUCUUGGCCAAAUUGCUCGGACAUGAUCGAGUGAAAUGUCUGUUGUGCCUGAAUUCGGUUCGAUUGGGACGCGGUGUCUUCGUUUGUCCAUAUGAUGACACUUCCGUCUGUAUGGCGUGCAUGACAGUACUUUUUCAAGGUCACAGAACUUGUAUCACGUGUCUGGAUCGAAAUCCACAGCAACUGUUUCGGAUUCAACGGAAAAUACGAGAUAUUAAACAAUCAGUGAUCACAAACAUUGACUGA
Molecule: messenger RNA, 1785 nt
Organism: Echinostoma caproni
Lineage: Eukaryota; Metazoa; Platyhelminthes; Trematoda; Plagiorchiida; Echinostomatidae
Source: the annotation of a GenBank genome assembly